AGCACUUCUCAGUUCGUCACAGUACAAUAAGAGGAGGCAGAAAAAUUAAAAGCGGGGGAAAAUAAGAAGAUGGGGGCUGAAGAUAUGAAGUUGCCUCCGGGGUUUCGAUUCCAUCCUACCGAUGAGGAGCUGGUUAAACACUACCUCUGUAGGAAAUGCGCAGGGCUGUCGAUAUCUGUGCCCAUAAUCGCCGAUAUCGAUCUUUACAAGUUCAAUCCAUGGGAUCUCCCAGAGAUGGCAUCGUAUGGGGAGAAAGAGUGGUACUUCUUCUCUCCAAGAGACCGCAAGUACCCCAACGGGUCUAGACCCAAUCGGGCAGCGGGUUCGGGUUAUUGGAAGGCGACAGGUGCCGAUAAGGCAAUCGGGACUCCGAAGCCCGUGGGGAUCAAGAAGGCCCUUGUUUUCUACGCUGGAAAAGCUCCCAAAGGAGAGAAGACUAAUUGGAUCAUGCACGAGUACCGGCUUGCCGAUGUUGAUCGAUCUGCCCGCAAAAAGAAUAGCUUAAGAUUGGAUGACUGGGUAAUGUGUCGGAUCUACAACAAAAAGGGCGGAUUAGAGAAGCAUGCGAGUCCGAACCUGAACCCAAGACGGCUCGGGCCCAAAGCCAUCCGACCCGAUCCGGAGACGCCGGAGCAGAAGCCCGUUAUCCCCCUGCUGCACGUGCCAACGCCACCCGGUUCGCACGCGCUGCAAGGGGUGGACACAGUUUAUUUCGACACGUCAGACUCGGUGCCGAGGGUACACACGGAUUCCAGCUGCUCCGAGCACGUGCUGUCCCCGGAGUUCACGUGCGAGAGGGAGGUGCAGAGCCAGCCCAAGUGGACGGAGUGGGACAAGGCCCUUGAUGUUUCGUUCAAUAACGGGAAUGCCACUGGGAUGUUUACGGAUUUCGGGUCGGGUUCGUUUGACCCCGGGUUUAGGGACCCGAUUCAAGAUAUUCUCAUGUACUUGCAGAAGCCAUUCUGGGCAGAUGGUGGUAGCACGUGAGGGGGCGUGCGUACUUGUAUAUAAUAUUGGUUAGUAUAAAAUCGGGGGAGGAGCGUAAUUUCUUGCAUGGCUGUCUAAUUGUACAUAUCAUUACAAUUUUUUUUCUUUUUUUGAUGGUCGUACAUACGGUUACAACUUUGGAAGUUAGGUAACCUUAUAUUGAUGGAUUUCUUUUUGGGAAAGAUGUAAUUCGAUAGUCCAUUACUAUUGUAAAAAUUAAAGGUCAAGGCAUGCGUGAUUGCCUGAAUGACCUACAAGGCAUCCUUUAUAUUA
Molecule: messenger RNA, 1260 nt
Organism: Asparagus officinalis (garden asparagus)
Lineage: Eukaryota; Viridiplantae; Streptophyta; Magnoliopsida; Asparagales; Asparagaceae
Product: NAC domain-containing protein 2-like
Exons: 3
Coding region: 70-987 (305 amino acids)
Biological process (GO): regulation of DNA-templated transcription
Molecular function (GO): DNA binding
Source: RefSeq, a predicted model, not a curated record